AUGCCACCCAAGAAACACCAGCCGCCCAAGGCGGAAUCCAAAACAAAAGCAGAUAACGUCGAUGAAGCUCCCUUACAAGCCGUCAUCUUAGCAGACUCAUACAAUAGGCGAUUCGAGGUUUUGUGCUCAGACCAACCUAGAGUACUGCUACCGCUCUGUUCAACGCCUCUUUUAGCUUGGACAUUGGAAAGUUUGAGUUUGAGUAAAGUGAGGCAGGUGUUUGUGUUCUGUGGAGUACAUUCGGAUAAGAUCAGGGCUUUCAUCGAGACAUCCCCUUAUCGGCAUACCCUCGAUAUACAAUGUCUAUCCAGUCAGACAGCCAUGUCGGCAGGUGAUGCUCUGAGGGAGCUAGACGAUAUGAGUGUGUUAAACGCAGAAAACCCAUUCAUCCUCGUUCAUUCACCUAUAAUAUCGAAUUAUGAUAUAUCCAAGAUGGUAGAGGCGCACAAGAAGAGGAGAGAGGAGGACAAGAAUUUCAUCAUGACUAUGGGAGUAGGACUUGGUGGAAGACGUCAUCCAGAAUCACCCAUCAUGCUCGUCCAUCCACCAUCUUCCCGACUGUUACACUACGUUCAAAAUCCCUUAUCCCCCUCUCAACCAAGGUUAUCUUUCCCUUCUCAACUUUUCCUCGAUCCUUUCCCGGCCAAUAUCGACACAUAUGAAAUAUGGGAUUUGGGAGUGGAUAUUUGUGAGGCGGACGUUCCUGCUUUAUGUACGGAGAAUUUCGAUUAUCAUGAUCUGAGGAGACAUUUCGUGAAUGGAGUAUUGACUUCUGAGCUGUUGGGAAAGAAAAUCGCUGUGCACCUUGUAGGUAAAGAUGAAUUGAACCUGAAUGGAGAAGAGGAGAAGCAAAAGGGAGAUGUGAGAUCUGGGAAUGGGGGGACUUAUGUGGAGAGAAUUAGAGAUACGAGGACUUUUGGAGAGAUCACACGAGACGUACUUAGAAGAUGGGCAUUCCCUUUGGCGCCUGACAAUAACGAACCUGGAGGUGUUCAGUAUGAGCUGAGAGCGGGUAAUGUGUAUAUCGCAAAAGAUAAUGUGGUGCUUUCGAGAACGACAACCCUUUCCGGUCCACUUCUAAUUGGCCCUAGAUCAGCUCUAGCUCACAACACACGUAUCCAUCAAUCUACCCUUGGAGCUGACUGCUCGGUGGGACCAAGCACGACUGUGAAUCAGUCGUAUAUCUUCGAUGACGUUAGGAUAGGUGCCAAUUGUACACUCAAAGAAUGCAUCAUAGGAGAAGGCGUGAUAAUCUCCGAUGAUGUGAUUGUAGGAAAAGGAGCAUUGAUAGGAAAUGGAGUGAGAUUGGGUAGAGGAACGAAAGUACCUGAUUUUGCGAGGAUUGGGAGAGAGAGGUAUGGAGGUGAAGGAUUUGAUUCGGAUGAUGAAGAAGAUGAGGAGGAUGAGGAUGAACGAGAUAACCGCCUGUCCACCCUGGGCCCCGACUCUAUAGGUUUUCUUUGGCCUAACGAAGAGGAAGAACCAGCCUCUGAUUCAGAGGAUGAAGGUGAAGAUCCAUAUGAACACCCUCGAAACAAACGAUUGCUCCAACUCGGUCGACGUCUAUCCAAUAUCUCAACUUCUACCGUAUCACUUUCCACGUUAUCCAAAGCGUCUUCAUCAGAAGCUUCUUCGCCUCUUUCGGUUGCAUCAUCCGCAUCGACUUUACCUGAUCUUGCACCUUUGUCUUUGAACCAGGGCCCUAGAGAAGAAUUCUACAUCGAAGCUAGGGAAUCGUUGCUCCGAGCUUAUGAGGAGGAUCAUAAAGUUGAGAACGCCGCUUUGGAAAUGAGAACUUUGGUGAUGGGUGAAAAUGCAGGUCAGGAUGCAGCUAGAGAAGAAAUAUUGAAAUUCUUCUUAUCUAAACUCACUCUAUCGGGCGGUGCGGGCGAAAUACUCAAGUCGACUGUUGGGGUAUUUGGUAAAUGGGGUCAAUUAGUUAGAUCAUUCUCAACAACGGAUUAUACCCUCAUCGCUGUUGAUACUCAAAAAUUCUGUGUGGAUAAUGAGCCUUAUAGACCUUGGUUCGGUGUUAUUUUAAGAGGGUUAUACGAUUCUGAUACGUUGACUGAAGAUGAAUUGAUAGAUUGGAGGGAUUCAUCGGUAUCGAAAGGAGAAGGAACGAAAGACGAGAAUGAGAAGAAGAUAUGGUUGGAAGUUUAUAACAAAGGAAAACCUUUGGUGGACGUUUUGGAAAGUAUGGAGAGUGACGAUGAUGAGGAUGAGGAUGAUGAUGAAGAGGAGGAUAGUGAGUAA
This is a messenger RNA of Kwoniella mangroviensis CBS 8507, 2256 nucleotides long. RefSeq lists its product as uncharacterized. Gene Ontology annotation, molecular function: translation initiation factor activity; guanyl-nucleotide exchange factor activity; translation initiation factor binding. The transcript has 9 exons. The record is from RefSeq and is a predicted model, not a curated record. Bases 1 to 2256 code for a protein of 751 amino acids. Gene Ontology annotation, cellular component: eukaryotic translation initiation factor 2B complex. Lineage: Eukaryota; Fungi; Basidiomycota; Tremellomycetes; Tremellales; Cryptococcaceae.